Molecule: messenger RNA, 1371 nt
Organism: Trichosporon asahii var. asahii CBS 2479
Lineage: Eukaryota; Fungi; Basidiomycota; Tremellomycetes; Trichosporonales; Trichosporonaceae
Exons: 5
Coding region: 1-1371 (456 amino acids)
Source: RefSeq, a predicted model, not a curated record
AUGUCUGGGGCGAUCAAGAUGGAGGGCUUCCAACCUUCCAGCGGGCUGUCCUCCAGUCCUUCGCGGCCAUCCAUCAGUCGCCCGUUCUCCGACGGGUCUAUGACUGUUGAGUCGUCUAUCCUAAACUCGUUGAUGAACCCUCCGCAACAGUUCUCGUUCCAGUCCCCUCUGCCUAGUCAGUCCCCCACUCAGGGUUUCGACUACAAUAUGGUUUCCCCUCACUCGAACGCCAUUGAGCUGCCAGGCAGCACAUCUCCCCACAGUUUCCAGCCUCACGCCAUGUUCAACCACCUCAACUUCAACUCUGAGAAUCGCGAGCCACCGGUCGUAACUCCUGGCGAAGGCGAAACUCAUCGUUCGCGAUCCCAGUCAUCCUCUCGUUCUUCUCACAUCGGGAAAGCUCCUCCCCCUCGUUCCCGUUCAGGACGUAAACUCUCUAUGAGUGACGUGCGGCCGUCGUUGCAAGCCGGUCGCGGUCGAACGAUGCAACCACCCCGGUCCAUGUCUUUUCACACCGACACAAAGCCCAACGUGCUCGCUUUAGGAGCGCAACGAGCCAACUCUAUUACCUCUGCCGAGUACAGCUUCGAGCAGCAAUACGGCCUGGCUAUUCCUCGGAACGACUUUGGCAGGAGCUUGUGGGGACCCGCGGGAAGUGCCCCGUCUGCCCUUCCAGAAGGAAGCUUUGAUGGUCAGGGACUUGAAAGGGAAUGCAAGCUCUCCUUGGCGAGGAAAGCCGCAAGCAGCGCAGGCGCGAAUGUCACAAUCAAGUCGAGAAACGUCGCCUUCAAGAUGCCGCUGGACGGCGAUGUUGCGGUCGAGGACGAAGAGGAAGAAGAGGUUGACACUGCUGCGAAGAAGAAGAAGAGCAAGCGGGCCGCAUCUUCGUCCAAGCAAAAGGAUGCAGCGCAGUGCAAGGGUCGAAUCCUCAGCGACAGUUCGUCUCGCAUUCGCUACUUGGAGAGUCUCCUCGUCACCAAUGGAGCGAACCCUUCGGAGUCUCAGUCCUGGACCUCUGACGAUAAGCCUGCAAGCGACAGUGGCCCCUUCUCGGAUAACAUGCGUGGUAGCCCAGAGGCUGAGCAGCUUGUUUCUCUGCCUCAGAGCGGUUGGAAUGGCUUCGGCUCUAGCAACAUGCUGGUCUUCGAGACAUCUCCCACCGAAGCCUCGUCUGGCCCCGAUAACCAGCGUUCUACACCAAUGUCUUCGGGCUCGCCUGAGACAGACAGCAAAGACCCCGUGGUCUGGGGUCUGCUGGACCUGACUGAGGAGGCGAAUGAUGGUCAUCGCAAGGACGACCUUCAACAGUCCUUGAGUAACAUGGAAAUCGAAGUGGACUCUGAUGAAAGGCGGCCAUGGGCUGCGUAUUGA